AUGGGUGCACCAGGUUCAGUAGAGAAAACCGAGGAAGAAUGUCAGGCUAUUCUCUCCCCUGAACAGUUCAUUCUACGCCAGAAAGGAACUGAGCCAAAAUUCACUGGGGAAUAUGACAAGUUUUUCGAAGAAGGGGUUUAUACUUGUGCUGGUUGUGGAACUCCACUUUACAAGUCUGCAACCAAGUUUAACUCUGGAUGUGGUUGGCCUGCAUUCUAUGAGGGUUUGCCUGGAGCGAUAAAUCGUUCUCCGGACCCAGAUGGCAGGAGAACUGAGAUAAUCUGUACAGCUUGUGGUGGUUAA
Messenger RNA from Argentina anserina (silverweed cinquefoil), 303 nucleotides. RefSeq names its product peptide methionine sulfoxide reductase B5-like. Gene Ontology annotation, molecular function: peptide-methionine (R)-S-oxide reductase activity. The record is from RefSeq and is a predicted model, not a curated record. Gene Ontology annotation, biological process: protein repair; response to oxidative stress. NCBI's taxonomy places the organism in Eukaryota, Viridiplantae, Streptophyta, Magnoliopsida, Rosales, Rosaceae.